Messenger RNA from Dermochelys coriacea (leatherback sea turtle), 3088 nucleotides. RefSeq names its product antizyme inhibitor 1 (gene AZIN1). Gene Ontology annotation, molecular function: ornithine decarboxylase activity; ornithine decarboxylase activator activity. NCBI's taxonomy places the organism in Eukaryota, Metazoa, Chordata, Testudines, Dermochelyidae. Gene Ontology annotation, biological process: positive regulation of polyamine transmembrane transport; negative regulation of protein catabolic process. Gene Ontology annotation, cellular component: cytoplasm. The record is from RefSeq and is a predicted model, not a curated record.
CUCUUCUUUCCUGCCUGCUCGGCGUCGUUGCGCGUGUCCCUGCCUGGCCGCCUGCCCGCCGCCGCCGCCACCACCCCGCUCUGCCCGGCUCGCUCCCCUCGCGCUCCCGGCCUGCCCGUCUCUCCGCGCCCGUGCCCCGCCGUCCCAGCGCUGCCCUGCGCUCCCCCGCCGGCCGCCCCCGCAGCCUAUGGCCCUGGAGGGCGCCGCUGCCGCCGCCUGUAUUUCUGCUGUAGGUUCCCACAUCCCUCUUUAAAAAUUCCGCCUAAAAAGCGAAGACGAUUUACCAAAUCUUUCGGGCCGUUGUCCCACGGCAAACUCUCUGAUCAGGUUUACAACUAUCCAGAAGGCCUAGGAGAAGUGCUUUAUAGAGAACAGUUCGACUUCAACGCCGAGCCACCUUGGGAACCUAGCUGAUGAUAGUAGGGUUCCAUCUCCUAACUUGUCCAUUUUGUUGCAUAAUUUAAGGACCCCGGAUCUAAGGCUUGGCGGCCUGUCCCUUGUGUUUCUUGGUUUAUGACUGUCGGCUUUGCGGAAUACGGCUGAGAUGAAAGGAUUUCUUGAGGAUGCAAACUACUCCAUUGGCUUGCUGGAUGAAGGAGCAACUCGAGAUGCUAUUGACAACUAUGUUUAUGAACAUACACUUGUAAACUGGAAAAAUGCAUUUUUUGUUGGUGAUCUUGGAAAGCUUCUGAAGAAACACAACCAAUGGCAGAAUGUGAUGGCACCAGUAAAACCAUUUUACACUGUAAAAUGCAAUUCCACUCCAGGUGUACUUGAGAUUUUGGCAGCUCUUGGAAUUGGGUUUGCAUGUUCUAGUAAAUCUGAAAUGGCAUUGGUACAAGACUUGGGCAUUGCUCCUGAAAACAUUAUAUAUACAAAUCCUUGCAAGCAAGCUUCUCAGAUAAAAUAUGCAGCGAAAGCUGGGGUAAACAUCAUGACUUGUGACAAUGAAAGUGAAUUAAAGAAAAUAGCACGGAACCAUCCAAGUGCUAAGCUCUUACUACAUAUUGCCACAGAAGACAUUAGUGGAGCUGAGGAGAUGAACAUGAAAUUUGGCACCAUGCUGAAGAGCUGUAGGCACCUCAUGGAAUGUGCUAAGGAGCUUGAAGUCCAAAUAGUUGGUGUUAAAUUUCACAUUUCAAGCUCUUGCAAGGAACCUCAAGUGUACAUUCAUGCUAUAUCUGAUGCUCGGUGUGUGUUUGACAUGGCUGAAGAAUUUGGCUUUAAGAUGAACAUGUUGGACAUUGGUGGGGGCUUCACAGGUUCAGAACUUCAGCUGGAAGAGGUUAAUCAUGUCAUCAGUCCAUUGUUGGAUGUCUACUUUCCUGAAGAAUCCGGUGUUAAUGUGAUUGCAGAGCCUGGAUGUUAUUAUGUUUCAUCUGCAUUUACUCUAGCAGUUAACAUCAUUGCAAAGAAAGCUGUUGAAUACGAUAAAUUUCUUCCCUCUGGAAUGGAGCAAACCAGGAGUGAUGAGCCAAUCUUUAUGUACUACAUGAACGAUGGUGUUUAUGGUUCUUUUGCAAGUAAAUUGUUUGAAAAAUUUAAUACCAUCCCAGAGGUUCACAAGAAAUACAAGGAAGAUGAGCCUCUGUUUGCCAGCAGCCUUUGGGGGUCCUCCUGUGAUGAGCUUGAUCAAAUUGUGGAAAACUGUCUUCUUCCUGAGUUGAGUGUCGGAGACUGGCUGAUCUUUGAUAAUAUGGGUUCUGGUACCUUGGGUCAACAGUCUGCCUUUAAUGAUUUUCAGAGACCACCAAUUUACUACAUGAUGUCUUUCAGUGACUGGUAUGAGAUGCAAGAUGGAAUUACUUCAGACACAUUGAUGAAGAACUUCUUCUUUGUGCCUUCUUGCAUUCAGCUGAGCCCAGAAGACAGCUUUUCCACUGCAGCUUAAACAGGCAGUAACGCUUCAUGUAGACUUGCAGUUGCAAGCCUGUAGUUUGUCUGGUCAACAUUCCACUGUGGAAUUAAAAUGGAACAAUCUUGAAUUCAACUCAUUCUCUUCAAAACUUGAAAAUUAGUAAUAGCUAAUUGGGACCAGGCAAAACCAGCUACAACUACAAUUCACUGGGGUGGGAGGGUUAGAUAAUAGUGUCCAGAUUUAAACUUGCCAGUUCGUUCAACCCCUGAGCGUUUAAAUAAAAUAUGCAACAAAAUGGAUGACUUAGUCGAGAUGGAAACCCAUCACUUGGGUUCUCAGUUAAACAGUUUACAUACAAGUACACAGUUUUUAUACUAAGGAUUCCUGUUAGAAAGUCUUGUAAAGUUAUUGUCUUUCACCCAGAUAUAUCAAAUGUCAGUGGGAGACUAGUGUGACUUCAUUAGAGAUGUUCAGUGUAUUUAGUGUGUAAAUUUGUGCUUUGAACUGUAGUUCAAUAAAUGUAAAAUUGCAUCAUAGUAUUUGUUGUAUUUGCCCUUGACGUAACCCAUGUAUGAUUGCAAUAAAACUUUGUGUAGAUUUUUUUUCAGGCUCUCUUUGUGAGAGGGACUAGAUAGCAGUGAAAUGGAUAUGUAGAUGAUUGUUUUGAAAAGAUUUUUUUUUUUCUUCCAGCCUAUUAUUUCAGGUUUAGGUUGGCAGAACAUUAAAUGAUGAAUAAUUAAUUUAAGUAAAUUAAGUUUGGUGAGCUAGUGUGAAGGGAAGUUCAGAUGAUAAGUUCCUGGCAAGCUGAAAUGCAGUUUGUGGUGUUGCUUCAACAUAAACUAAAUUAUAUUAACAUUUCUAACACCAAAAAUAUCAAACCUUCAAGGCAACAGUAGUGAAUAGCAGUACCUAGGAGGGAGGUAGCUGUAGCUAGAAUGCAUGUAGUACCCAUGUAGAAAUAUGAAUUACAGCUGUACUGAAUGUUGAAUAGAAAUGUCAGUUCCCUUUUUUGAACUAGCUUUAUAGAAAACCUUCAACUAGUCCUGUACAGCAUUGUCUUUGUAAUAGAAGGGCUACAUGUCUUCAGAAACCUUGAUGCUCUUUUGCACUGUACUUUUGUGUAUUUAAAUAACAGCAAAGCACACCAACUAUAUAUGCCAACUAAACUUAAUAACUGAAGCUGUUCAGUGGAAUUACUUGUUCUGUUAUUAAAGUCUCUUGAUUCUUUUC